AUGGCAAGAACCAAACAGACCGCUACCGGAGGUAAAGCCCCCAGGAAGCAGCUGGCCACCAAGGCUGCCCGUAAGAGCUCCCCGGCCACCGGCGGCGUGAAGAAGCCUCACCGUUACAGGCCCGGUACCGUGGCUCUGAGAGAGAUCCGUCGCUACCAGAAAUCCACCGAGCUGCUGAUCCGCAAGCUGCCCUUCCAGCGCCUGGUCCGAGAAAUUGCUCAGGACUUCAAGACCGACCUGCACUUCCAGAGCUCCGCCGUCAUGGCUCUGCAGGAGGCCAGCGAGGCCUACCUGGUCGGCCUGUUCGAGGACACCAACCUGUGCGCCAUCCACGCCAAGAGGGUUUCCAUCAUGCCCAAAGACAUCCAGCUGGCCCGCCGUAUCCGCGGAGAGAGGGCUUAAACUGACCUGAGACCAGCCUACAGUCACAAAACGGCUCUUUUAAGAGCCACC
This is a messenger RNA of Perca flavescens (yellow perch), 453 nucleotides long. RefSeq names its product histone H3. The coding region runs from base 1 to 402 and encodes 133 amino acids. NCBI's taxonomy places the organism in Eukaryota, Metazoa, Chordata, Actinopteri, Perciformes, Percidae. Gene Ontology annotation, cellular component: nucleosome. The record is from RefSeq and is a predicted model, not a curated record. Gene Ontology annotation, molecular function: structural constituent of chromatin; DNA binding; protein heterodimerization activity. The transcript has a single exon.